Molecule: messenger RNA, 2253 nt
Organism: Prunus mume (Japanese apricot)
Lineage: Eukaryota; Viridiplantae; Streptophyta; Magnoliopsida; Rosales; Rosaceae
Source: RefSeq, a predicted model, not a curated record
AUGGGCAUAAUAGGUGCAAUUAUAGAUAACAGUUCAAGAAUUGGCAAAGAAGAGAGAGUGGCAAUUGAAAUGGCAGUUGAGGAUUUUCAUGCCACUGGAAAUCAGAGUUUGGCUCUGCACAUAAGAAACUCUCAGAGGGAGGACCCCUUGCAGGCAGCACUUGCAGCUUACAUUUCCAAUGCCAUUGCACUUAUCAAAUCUGCAGCUAGAGAUCUUAUAGAUGGGCAGCAAGUGCAAGCCAUUCUAGGACCACAUACAUGGGAAGAGACAUCAUUAGUAGUUAAGGUUGGCAGUGAGACUCAUACCCCAAUUGUCUCUUUUGCUGAGGCUACUCCAAAGUGGGCAACUGAGCUGUGGCCUUUUCUAGUUCAAGCUUCUCGUGACCGGUUGAAACAAAUGGAAGCAAUAGCUGAUAUAGUUCAGUCUUGGGAAUGGCAUCGAGUCACUGUAAUUUACCAAGACAGAGAUUCUUUGGCCAAUGAAGUUUUACCUCAUCUCUCUUAUGCCUUGAGACAAGUUGGUGCAGAAAUUGGCCAUCUUGUAGCUCUCCAACCUUUUGCUUCUUCUUCAUUAGUCGAAGAGCUUGAGAAGAUUCAAAAGGACCAAUGUAGAGUCUUUGUUGUGCAUUUGUCUGUGCCAUUGGCCGCACAACUUUUUGAAAAGGCAAAAGAAAUGAAGAUGAUGGAAAAGGAUUAUGUAUGGAUCACCACUGAUCCUAUAACAAGCCUUGUCAACUCCUUUAAUGCCUCCAGCAUCUCCUCAAUGCAAGGGAUCAUCGGAGUCAAGAGCUACUUCCCCGAAAGUGGAAACCAAUUUCAGGAUUUUUACCAUAGGUUUUGUAGAAGGUUUAGAUCAGAACAUCCUGAAGAGGUUAACAAUGAGCCUGGCAUCUUUGCUGCUCAGGCUUACGAUGCUGCAAGGGCAGUGGCUCUAGCUUCGACAGAAGGCAGAAAAGGGAGGAAACUGUUAGCAAAACUUCUGAGAAGUGAUUUUCAUGGCUUAAGUGAAAGAAUCAAGUUCACUGACCAAAAUUUAGCUCCACAACAUGUAUUUCAAAUCAUCAAUGUGGUGGGAAGGAGUUACAGAGAGCUAGGAUACUGGUCAGAUGGAAUAAGAUUCUCGAAGACUAUUGGUGAAGGUGCUAGUAACUACCCUUCUAUGAAAGAUUUGGGGCCAGUGGUUUGGCCAGGAGAGCCUUGGUAUACUCCAAAAGGGUGGACUGUACCAAUACAAGCAACCGUGCUGAGAAUUGGGGUGCCAAACAGAUCAACAUUCAAAGAGUAUGUAAAUGUGGAAAAAGAUACAUUGGGAAAUAACUUAUCUUUCACUGGACUUGCAAUAGAUCUCUUCAAAGCGACCCUAGAGGAGCUGCCUUACCAUUUGCCGUAUGAGUUAUGUCUUUUCAAUGGCACAUAUGAUUCUUUAGUGGAGCAAAUCCAUUUACAUAACUUUGAUGCUGUAGUUGGUGAUGUAGCAAUCGUGUCCCAGCGGUAUGAGCAUGCAGAAUUCACACACCCCUAUACCGAAGCAGGAUUGACAUAUACGGCUAACCUUGCGAGCAUGCUCACUGUCCAGCAGCUUGAACCCACCAUAACAGAUGUUGACGCUUUGCGGCAAAGCAAUGCCAUGGUUGGUUAUUGUAAGGGUUCCUUUGUUUCAGCCUAUCUAAAGGAAGUCUUGGGCAUCCACAACAUUAAGCAGUUUGACUCCAUAGAAGAAUAUGCUGAAGCCCUCAAAAGCGAAGUAAUUGCUGCUGCUUUUCUUGAAGCCCCUCUGGCCAAAAUUUUCCUUCGAAAGUACUGCAAAGUCUUCAUGGAAGCUGGACCAACAUUCAAAGUUGGAGGAUUUGGAUUUGUAUUUCCAAGAGGCUCUCCAUUGGUUCCUGAGGUAACUGAAGCAAUGCUAAAGGUAACCGAAAGUGGUAAGCUUCGAGAUUUAGAGAACAACAUGCUGGCCUCUCUGAAGUGCUUGGACUCGGAUGCACAAAAAGACAGUGGUGAUCCCAGUCUAAGCCCCAACAGCUUUUGGCUACUAUUCGUAUUCACGGGAGGGACAUCAACAACUGCUCUUGUGGUUUACACUUUUUUCAUUCAUAAAUCAGUGGCUGAAUGCAAAACCAACUGGACGAUAAUGUUAGCCGCAAUGAAAAAAUGGGGCAAUCCAAACAGGAGGUUCUCCAGAAGAGACAGUGAUAUCAAUGCAGAAACUCCUGCAAUUGCUCCGAAUGCCAGUGCCUUGCAGGCUCAAGUCUAA